AGAGCAGGGGCGGGCGCGCGCGCGCUAUGAUCCCGUCGCGGAGAUCCAUGGAUCCGCGACAGCAGCAGGCUUGCUCCUGCCACUCGUGCGUCACGAAGCACGAGUACAGGGGCAAAUCGCACAAAUUCUUUUGCGAGGCGGGAGGAGCGGCGGCGGAAUCUGGGCACUGGAGUGGCUGCGGCGGUGGUGGGAUGCUCUUCCCGGCCACGCCGCUCAAGCGGGAGAUGACGCUGCGGAGGGACAUCGCAGUGGAGUCUCCUCCUUGUAGUACCGGCGACAGGGCUUCUUUGUGGCGAUGGCCGUGCUCCAUGCCGAGAUAUCGACCGGAGAACCAGAUCGUUCUGCACAAAUGGUUUCUUAUCAAGCUCGAAGAAUCCGACACUACGUCCGGAAGGUUGCAAGUAGCCUUGGGUGGCUUUCAGUACGGGAUGGACUCGGAAUUCGUAAAGACUGGCCCGAUUGCCAAGCGCACUGACAAGAGCAGACUGAAAACUUGUGAUGGAGUUGAGGUUCGUUUGAUGGGGUCCAUGGACGAGGAAACAACUAUUGCCAAUGGGUUUUCAGCCUGGGUCGCUGAUAUAUUCUAUUCUGGUUUCCCGUGUACGUGGGAGAGAGUUCUCCAAGACGACACCGAAGUCUCGAGAAUGACCAAGAAAGUCGGCGACACUAAGCGCUCGCUCGGGGGAUCAAGUCCCUGUAGCAGCAAAGGGGCAGCUGCGAGUGAGAGUCAAGCCGCAUCACCAACAACAGAAACACAAGUGGUCAGCAAAGAACCAAGUGUGGAGACGAAGACUACCGUUGCUCAUGGCGACACAGAACCUAUUAUAGUAGUGACUGAGGUCCAGAAUGAGGUGGCUACUGUUGCAGAGAUUACUUGCAAAGAACCGGUUGCCGAAAGUGAGGCUGAUGUUGCUGCCGAAGCCAUCGUGGAGGAACUUUUCGGGACUGAGCGAGAACAAGACGUGGGAACAGAAACUCGAGAACGUACAGUGGCAGAACUUACUCUGAAACAAGCAGGUGCCGGAUCUCCGGAACAUACCGUGGCUGCUGAAGUCCACGAAGGGCCAGGUUCCGAGAAGCCGCCGAGCCCAAAGCCGAGAGAUACCAUCGAGGCCCGGGCCGAGUCCGUGGUUGAAAACAACGACACCACUGCCGAGCAGCGGAAGAGCAUAAAGCCAUCACCGGCGAGGGGACGGAAGAGGCCCUUGUCGAAGCCGUCAGGAAAGCGUGGCCGGCCUAGGAAGAACAAGCUUCCACAGGAGGAAGCGGAAGCUCCGCCACCACCUCCAGUGGACUCGGGAGAGCCGAGCUCUAUCGAGGAAGAUAAAGAGGCUCGUGAGCAAACUGAGCAACCAGGAUCAGAGUUUCUUGCUACUCCUCAAGAAGUGGGACAGGAUAGUAUGAAACAGCAGGUGGUCUCUGGCACUAACAACCAGAUUGAGGCCGGGGCGUCUACUGCCCAGUCGAAACGUACCAAGCGGAGACCAAAGCGCUCCUCCAAUGUGCCCCCGCCGCUGCCAGCGUCCCGUGUGAAGCAAGACGAGGUGAUCGAGGCUUAUGGUUUGAAGACUUCCAGGAGUGGAAGGCUGCUUGUACCUCCACUGGCGUACUGGAGAAAUCAGACCAUAGCUCACGACAAGGACGGAGGCAUCAUUGCAAUCCUUGAUGGUUUUAAGGAGACUCCCUCGGACACAGGCUGUUUCAACUUCAAGCCUCCCACGGAGAAGCGGCAAUUGCAGCAGAAGCUGUGCUCUGCUGCUUGGGAUGUCACGGAGAAGGGAAAGAAGAAGGCUCGAAAGUAGUAUAACCAGAAGGCUCUUGACAGUGUACAAAGACUGCCACCCUCACAAACCUCUUACCUUCUCAACAAGUAGAAUGCAGAUAACACUAGGAGAAGAAGAUCCUCGUUUGACAGAUGCAAUUUACAUUUAUAGUGUCCCUCUUGUGCCAAAUGUAAGAAAUGAAACAUUGCUGCUGCAGCUAGGUGCUGUAGGAAAAAA
Selaginella moellendorffii is the source of this 2000-nucleotide messenger RNA. RefSeq lists its product as uncharacterized. The transcript is spliced from 8 exons. Lineage: Eukaryota; Viridiplantae; Streptophyta; Lycopodiopsida; Selaginellales; Selaginellaceae. The record is from RefSeq and is a predicted model, not a curated record. Bases 27 to 1802 code for a protein of 591 amino acids.